AUGGCUCAUCCAAAAACAACGGGGCCAACACCCCGUCCCACGUCGAUAGCACACCAAUCCGACAACACGCCAGAGGUAUACCGUUCCAUCUCUCAUGUGUCAGGCCACGACUUGCAACCCCAGGCCUUGACGGCAACUGUUGACGAAGACACAUCCGACUUCUACAAUCGCCUCUCGCCACGUCGCAAAACCGUUAUUGUAGCGAUCCUCUCGUUCUGCGCCUUCCUCUCCCCCAUUUCCAGUACCUCCGUCCUCGCUGCUACUCCCGAAGUAGCAAAGGAAUACAACACGACAGGGUCCGUCAUCAACGCCUCCAACGCGGGCUACAUGGUCUUUAUGGGCCUGUCGCCCAUCGUAUGGGGUCCUAUGAGCCAGGGAGCGCGUGUCUGGGGUGAGUUCAUCGCUCGGGUUUUGGUCCUUGUACGAGCCCCGCUGUUUUGUAUGGAAUGUGAUGGACUAAUGUUGAGAAGCGAUAUAUAUCGUCCUAGCGAACGAGGGACAGCCAUGGGCUGGUUCUUGUCUGGUACCCUCAUUGGGCCGGCCAUGGGUCCAUUCAUAGGCGGCAUCAUCGUCACAUACUCGUCGUGGAGGUCGAUAUUCUGGCUGCAAACUGCUCUUGCGGGGACCGGCGUCCUCGGCGUCUUCUUCCUGGUUCCCGAGACUGCGCAACACAAGAAAAUUACCGAGUUGGAACAUAUGUCUAGAAAAGAACGGCUCAGGGCAAUAAUGCACAUGAUUAGUCCCAUUCGCGUGCUGAAACUGUUUCGGUAUUGGAACCAGGUUCUCGUGGCAUGUGCUAGUUCCGCCUUGCUCUGGAACAUGUACAGCUUGCUUACACCCAUUCGAUACGUCCUCAACCCACGGUUCCACCUGGAUUCUCCAUUGUUGGGUGGGCUGUUCUAUCUUGCCCCCGGGAUGGGAUAUAUACUUGGAACUUUCAUGGGCGGUAGAUGGGCAGAUCGGACGGUUAGAAUGUGGGUUAAGAAGCGCAAUGGAGUUCGUGUUCCAGAGGACCGACUACGCUCAGCCGUUCCGUUCAUGGGUCUUGUGAUGCCCGCUUGUGUUCUGAUAUAUGGUUGGGCGGUGGAAAAGUCUGUGGGAGGAAUUCCCGUUCCAGUAAUCGCCUUGUUCGUGCAGGGGAUCGCGCAACUCUUCAGUUUCCCAUCACUGAACACGUACUGUCUCGAUGUGAUGCCAGGGCAGGGAGCUGAAGUCGUUGCAGCCAAUUACUUUGUGAGAUAUCUGGCGGGUUGCAUGGGCACAGGCGUGGUACUGCCUGCGAUUCAAGGUGUGGGAGUCGGUUGGUUUUCUACCAUUUCGGCCUUGUUUCUGGGUGCAUCUACCGUCGGCGUCAUGGCGGCCAUCAGAUGGGGAGAGUCGUGGAGAAAGGCGACUGAUGCCAAGUUGGAAAAGAGCUUAAAGGACGAUGCCUCAGGAGGACAGGCGCUUGGAGAGCCGAAGCGUGAACAGAAGGAUUCGCCGGCAAAGAAUGGCGUGCUAGAUGACAGACAGCCAGCAUAG
Messenger RNA from Metarhizium acridum CQMa 102, 1521 nucleotides. NCBI's taxonomy places the organism in Eukaryota, Fungi, Ascomycota, Sordariomycetes, Hypocreales, Clavicipitaceae. The record is from RefSeq and is a predicted model, not a curated record.